Messenger RNA from Scaptodrosophila lebanonensis, 771 nucleotides. RefSeq names its product 39S ribosomal protein L17, mitochondrial (gene mRpL17). The transcript is spliced from 2 exons. The record is from RefSeq and is a predicted model, not a curated record. Gene Ontology annotation, biological process: translation. Gene Ontology annotation, molecular function: structural constituent of ribosome. Gene Ontology annotation, cellular component: mitochondrial large ribosomal subunit; ribosome. Bases 47 to 679 code for a protein of 210 amino acids. NCBI's taxonomy places the organism in Eukaryota, Metazoa, Arthropoda, Insecta, Diptera, Drosophilidae.
AAUUUUUGUGUGAGUUGUGGAAACAAUUGUGUAUGCAAUUAUAAUAAUGAAUCAGGCUGAUGUUUCCAAGCUAAUAUCACAGCUGCGAAUUGCUGUGCGCCCCAAGGCUCGUAACUUAAAAAACAAGGAUGGGCCCGAGGGUCGUCUUUUGAAGCUUCGAAAAACAGUCACGGCGCUGGUAAAGCACGAGCGUAUUGAAUUGUAUUACAACCGGGCCGACGAGGCGCGUGGCUAUGCGGAACUGCUUAUUUCCAACGCCAUACGUCAUGGCGACCGACACAAAGCGACCAUGGAGCUGGCGGACUAUUGGUUGCUGGAGAAGCAGUUAGUUCACAAGUUGUUCAAGGUUUUGGUGCCUCGUUAUGAGAACUUCAAUGUCUCCUACACACGCAUGUACAAGGCGCCAAGGGAUUACCCGGGCAUGUACUAUAAAAAGUCAGUGUUAGAGUUGCGCGGCAAUCCUUACCCCGCUCUGACGCCAGACCUUUCACAAAACCGCAAUUUGCUGCACAAUGUAUUGUUGGAUGAGGCACGCAAAGAGUUCAAACGCGAACAGCUUGCCGAAUUGGCAAAUAAGCUUGCGGCGGAAUCGGGAACAAAAUCAACGACUACAACGUCGGUCACAUCAGAUAUGCCAAAAGAGCAGAAAACGGAAAAUGAAACUCCUACGACAGUCUGAUAUCUUAAAUAUGUUUCUUUAUUUGUUAGUAAGUAGUUUCAUAACUGCGUGAUUCAUUAAAAUAGUUGAAUGUAAUUUUGUAAACCUUUAAA